Messenger RNA from Penicillium nucicola, 969 nucleotides. RefSeq lists its product as uncharacterized. Gene Ontology annotation, molecular function: oxidoreductase activity. The record is from RefSeq and is a predicted model, not a curated record. Gene Ontology annotation, cellular component: endoplasmic reticulum. The transcript has a single exon. NCBI's taxonomy places the organism in Eukaryota, Fungi, Ascomycota, Eurotiomycetes, Eurotiales, Aspergillaceae. Bases 1 to 969 code for a protein of 322 amino acids.
AUGUUUAUCUCUGAAUAUGCAACUCCACUAAGCUACGUCGGCCUUGCAAGCGCGAGCUACCUUACCUACAAGUUCACCAGACAAGCAACAACUUUCCUCUUGCCCUCCACUUUGAAAAGCCGCUACAACUCCAACCAGCAGGCCAACUGGGCUUUAGUAACCGGUGCAACCGAUGGCAUAGGCUUCGGCUUCUGUCAAGAGCUCUGCGCACGUGGAUUCAACGUCAUCCUCCAUGGCCGUAAUGCCGACAAGCUCAAGAAACGACAGGGCGAACUUGCAGCCGAGUUUCCCAAUGCCAAGACUGGAUCUUUGAUCUUAGAUGUGGAAUCAUUGAAUCAGAAUGAUGUGGAUGGUAUUCCUGAUCAAGUUCGCCUUGUUCUUGAGGAAGAAGGAGGUGGGAUGUUGACUGUGUUGGUGAAUAACAUUGGAGGCGAGACGAAGGCUGCCUCCAUGUUGAGUGAGUUGACAUAUAAGGAUGUUGAUACGACAAUUGCUUUGAACGCGGGUUUCAUGACUCAAAUCUCGUGUGUUUUAAUGCCUAUUCUGGAUGGGAAUGGGGUGCCUGGUCUUAUCCUGAAUGUCUCAUCCGCUGCGGCGUUUGGAUUACCGUAUAUCACUGUUUAUAGCGGGUCGAAGGGGUAUGUUGAGUCUUUCACCGGGGCAUUGAGUGCAGAGAUGAAGGCUGAAGGGAAGGAAAUUGAGGUCAUGGCGCUGAAGUCCGCGGAAGUUCAGAGUGGCGGUUAUGAUGUCCCGACCAGUCUGUUUGUGCCCAAAGCGAGGGCUCUGGCAUCCGCGGGGUUGAAUCGGGUUGGAUGUGGGAGAGAAAUUGUCUGGGCAUACUUCUGGCAUUGGGUACAGGGGAUCUCUAUGGAUAUCUUACCUAGGUGGGUGCUAAUGAAGUUUUCGGCGAUGAAGCUGAAAGAGAUUCGGGACUGGAUGCAAGAGAAGGAGAAGAGGAAGAAUAUUUAG